Messenger RNA from Lodderomyces elongisporus, 873 nucleotides. It is a transcript of the gene MRP20, whose product is annotated as mitochondrial 54S ribosomal protein uL23m. The record is from RefSeq and is a predicted model, not a curated record. Gene Ontology annotation, molecular function: structural constituent of ribosome. NCBI's taxonomy places the organism in Eukaryota, Fungi, Ascomycota, Pichiomycetes, Serinales, Debaryomycetaceae. The coding region runs from base 1 to 873 and encodes 290 amino acids. The transcript has a single exon. Gene Ontology annotation, cellular component: ribosome; mitochondrial large ribosomal subunit. Gene Ontology annotation, biological process: mitochondrial translation.
AUGGAGUUCAAGACAAGGUCUUUGAUGACCUCUAUAUCCAAAAUGUGCACACGGUCUAUCCAUCACUACAACCCACCCAGCAAAUACCCCAAAGUCAAUGUCAAAGAUGUUGAAUUGAACCCACCUAAAUACGGAUUCCGUAAAGUGCUAAAACCAACUCUUGCACAAUCUCCAACAAAGACCUUGUUUCCUAGUGCAGAGAUUGCUAAAUUAUAUGUGGAAAACGGUAAACCCAUCCCCAAUAGAUUUGUGAGUCGCAUCGAUUCCGAGACUGCACGCCAAAAUUUCGAAGAAUUCCAAGAGAAGUUAGCAAUGGACGAACCACACUUUAAGAUUGGUAAGAAGCAAGUGUUUUUACCAGGUGGUAGAAUCUGUUUAUUGAGAAACAACGCUAAGCAUACUCCAUAUCAGGCUAAAUUUCUUGUGCCUAAAAAGAUGAACAAGUUGGACUUGAGAGAUUACCUAUGGCAUGUGUAUGGAUUAAGAGCUUUGAAUAUCACUGUGCAAUUACAACCAGCAAAAUGGGUGAGGAAUCAUAGGGAUUUGGCCAGACACAGAGUCCCACAGAUGAAAAAGAUGACCAUCGAUAUGGCUGAACCUUUUGUGUGGCCUGAAGUGUCAAAGACGCUCUUGGAUAAAUUGGAGAGUGAGAAGAACAAUAUGGAAGAGUUGGUGAUGCGCGGAUAUGCUCAAGGCUCAGACAAAAAGAAACCUAUUGAUUCAUACGACGGAAUGUUUAAAGAGAACGAUAAGGUGGAAAGAUUUAUUCCUAAAUCAUUUGCCAAGUCGAGUGUCAAGGCGAUGAAGCAAAUUGGUGGACACCUCAAGUCUGCUGACACGAGAGCACAAGUGUCGAAUUUCUUGAAAUUAUAA